Chenopodium quinoa (quinoa) is the source of this 3889-nucleotide messenger RNA. RefSeq names its product U-box domain-containing protein 52-like. Gene Ontology annotation, biological process: protein phosphorylation. NCBI's taxonomy places the organism in Eukaryota, Viridiplantae, Streptophyta, Magnoliopsida, Caryophyllales, Amaranthaceae. The record is from RefSeq and is a predicted model, not a curated record. Gene Ontology annotation, molecular function: ATP binding; protein kinase activity. The transcript has 11 exons. The coding region runs from base 400 to 2700 and encodes 766 amino acids.
UUCUGAUUUUCUCUUCUUAUGUUUGACUUUUUAGAUAUCCCCCCUUUCAUCAUGGGAUAUAGUAGAUUUUAGCUAAAUAUAAGCACAACAUAUAAGGGUGGGAAAAACUGGAUGCCCAAGAAAGCAAAAAAAUAAAAGAAAUAAGGGAAAGAAAAAGUUGAAGCACAUUGACUCGAGGAAAUUAAGGUGGAUAAUUUUCUCUUUCAUCUCUUUCUCAAAAAUAAUGUAGAGAAUUAGAAAACAACCAGGAAUAACAUGAGGCCAAAUUUGAGUUUAGAUCAUUAUGCAUGCAUUUGCAUGCAUGAGAUUAAUUAACAGAGAAAGAAAAGGAGGUGAAAAGGAAAAAAAAAAAAAAAAAAAAAAGAUAGACAAAAGUACAGAAAGGAGGAAGGAUUUGCAAUGUGGGGAUCGAAAGUGAAUGCAGGAAAGAAAGCAGAGGACCGCGGGCUGGUGGCUGUGGCAAUAGACAAGGAUAAAGGCAGCCAAUAUGCCAUCAGAUGGGCCACUGACCACCUUCUUGGUCGAGGUCGGCCGGUUGUCCUGAUACACGUUUCCUCUGACUCUUCUCGUGCAGCGGGCAGUUCUGCCAUUGUAUCAACAUCAAGUCCAGGCACAUCACCAAACUAUCAACAAGUUGACAGGAAGACUAAGGACCUGUUCCUCACAUUUCGCUGCUUUUGUACUCGCAAGGAUAUACGCUGCAUAGAUGUCACGCUCAAAGAUAACGAUGUAGGCAGGGCUCUAAUAGAAUACGCAAAUUAUGCUGCCAUUGAGAAUUUGGUCCUUGGUGCUUCAAAAGGUGGAUUCAUCAGAAAAUUCAAGAGUGCAGAUAUACCAAGUAUGGUGGCAAGAGGAGCACCUGAUUUCUGCACUGUUUAUGUAAUCUCCAAGGCAAAGAUGUCAAGUGUACGCAAUGCAUCACGACCAGUUCCACACAUGUCCCCUCUUCAGAGCUACAUAGAAAACAUAGUCAAAGACAAACCAAAUGUCUCCACACCUGUUUCAACACCGCCACGACGUAGUAUGAGCAUUAGAGAAUACCUGAAUUCUGUGCAAGCAGGGGAUAGGCCUUCAUUCACACCUCCAAGAGAAGAAAAAGACUUGAGGUUAGACAGAUGGAAUGAAAGGCUGAUGUUGAGUGAAUUUCCAGAAAGUGAAACAGAUAUAUCCUUCGUGAGCUCUGACAGAACAAGUGUGGACCGCCUUUCUAUGCAAUAUGACUACAUGGAUAUAACACGUACACCAAGAUUUUCUUCUACUUUAGAUUACAGUUAUGGGUCUUCUAGGGGCGGACAAAGGAUGAAUGAUACUAACCUAAGGCGUGAAAUUUCAUACUCAUCGCAAGACAGUGGAUGGACUUCAGUUUCUUCACAGCAUAGUGAAGAUACGGAUGCUGAGAUGAGGAGGUUAAAGCUUGAGCUGAAGCAAACCAUGCACAUGUAUGGUGAAGCCUGCAAAGAAGCAGUUUUUGCAAAAGAGAGAGAAAGACAACAAGCAAUGGAGCUCCACCGAUGGAGGCUAGAAGAAGACAAAAAAUUGCAAGAAGCAGGAACUCCUGAGGAAGUUGCAAUGGUGCUUGCUGAGAGAAAAAGAUCAGAAAGGGAAGCAGCACUGCAGGAAGAAAGAAAACUAACUGCAGGAAACACAGAAUACAGACCAACUCAUAGUGCCUUAAGUUACAAGAGGUACACCAUUGAAGAAAUUGAAACAGCGACGGAUAAAUUCUCUGCAUCUCUCAAGGUUGGAGAAGGAGGCUAUGGACCUGUAUUUAAGUGUUAUCUUGAUCAUACAAGAGUUGCAGUGAAAGUUCUACGUCCAGAUGCCGCUCAAGGAAGAACGCAGUUCCAGCAAGAGGUUGAAGUACUGAGCUGCAUCAGGCAUCCCAAUAUGGUUCUUCUACUAGGAGCAUGCCCAGAAUAUGGUUGCAUUGUUUAUGAAUACAUGGCCAACGGUAGUUUAGAUGACCGUCUGUUUCGUCGAGGGAAAACCCAACCCCUUACUUGGCAAGUUAGGUUCCGAAUUGCAGCAGACAUUGCAACAGGACUGAAUUUCCUCCAUCAGACAAAGCCAGAACCGCUAGUUCAUCGUGACCUAAAACCAGGGAAUAUACUUCUGGAUAAGUAUUAUGUUGCUAAGAUUGGAGAUGUUGGAUUGGCAAGGCUGGUGCCCCCGUCCGUUGCUGAUCACAUAACACAAUAUUGCAAGACAUCAGCUGCCGGGACUUUCUGCUACAUCGAUCCAGAGUAUCAGCAAAGUGGAAUGCUUGGCGUUAAAUCAGACGUCUAUUCACUAGGGAUUGUGCUUCUCCAACUGCUAACUGCUAAGCCACCCAUGGGUUUGGCUCACCAAGUGGAACAUUACAUUGAGAAGGGAACAUUUGCUGAUAUACUGGAUCAGUCGGUACCUGAUUGGCCGGUGGAGGAAGCCUUAAGUCUGGCAAAGGUAGCUAUACAAUGUGCUGAGUUGAGGAGGAAAGACAGACCAGAUCUUGAGAAAGUUGUAUUGCCAGAGUUAGAGAGGUUGAGAGACUUUGCUGACGAAAGAGCACAUCAAUUCAUGUUCGUUGCCACACCAGAACCUUCCCCUAUCCACAGCCAGACAUCCAUGUCACAGAGCGAUGCCUCUAAUUCAAUUCCGAGCAGCACAAAGGCCCCCUCAUCCACAACAUCAUCAAGAGCAAAUGCAGAUGAAACAGAAUAAAGAAAAGAGAUGACUUACAAGUUUUUGACAACAUGUUGAGCUACCCCCAAUCAGUUUAGCCAACUUAUCUUAUACAACAAGUCAAAACUGUCAAUUGCUGAAGCCUGUUAAUAAGCGUGACAAAAGAGCUGAUGUUUAGCAUGUGCUAUAGUUACAUGGAUACAUAGAUUUAGAAGAAAAAAAAAAGGGAGGGGGGGAUACAUGAAGGAAUGGAUCUCAAGCAUGGAAAUUUGGCCAUUCUAUAAUGGAUUUUGAAGCUACCAUUCCGAGAAAGCCUGUUCCAAAUACCAUGGUAAUGAUUUCAUAUUUCUUGUGGUGUCGACUGAUACAUGACAGUAACUCACCAUGUUAGAACAUAUAUUCCCGUGAUGUAUGUUCUUUUGUCAAAAAUAUUUUUAUAACUAAAUUGUACAGUUCAUCAAACAAGCUGUUUUACACAAUUAUUCUUAGAUUUCUUACAUUAGAUUAAGAAAAAUAAACACACACACACAAAUAUAUUGGUAUAGGUUAUUUAUAUCCUGGUUGGUAAAGGAAUGUUUCUAAAACUAAAAAAUUGUAAAUGAAGCUAAAACCCAUUGAUGUAACUAUCUUGAAAAAAUUCACGCCACGUUGACGGUGAUCCCGUUCAAUUCAUCUGCCAUAAGCCGCUUCUGCGACAACCCGAUCAUUACUGCGAUUAUUUUUCCAUGGUAUCAAGCCGUUAGAGGUAAAGACUUGCUUUGAAGUGAUUGCAGCUUUAAAAAAUAAUGAAAGGUUCAAUACAUAAUUUGAUAUUACUACUAAUGCAAGAACAAAGCAACCAUGGUUGCUCAAUCGAGACUUAGGGGACACCUUCAGUUCCAAGGGUCUCGGCCCGGGUUUGAUACCUACCCCUUCCCCAGUUGCUAUAGUGCAGGAUUGUAAGCUAUAAUUGAUAGAAUUUGGGCAUACGCGGAAGUUUAAUGGACCCAAAUAUCAUAUAACAAUUUUAUGAUUUCAUAAACUUCAUCAUAAAUUGUACAAACAUGUUUGUGAGAGAUCACGUCUGUCACUCUCUUGAUAGAACCCUUAAUUUCUAUCAACCAUUGGUGGAGCUCAUGAUUAGCUCACUUCUUACUCAAGCACACAUAACAUAUUUAUAGUGGUGUUUUCCACUUUCUAGAUUUUUCUACACUUAUCUCAUAUUACAUGUAUCUAGAUUUUUCUACAU